CGGCAGGAGACGUGCGUGCGCGCGCUCGCUUCUCCCCCUCCAGCGGGCGGGAAGGUUGAAGCCGAGAAGCUCGCUCAAAGGGAUCCUGAGGCCGGGAGCUCCAGCCCUUAGUUACCGCGCUCCGUGUUCCUCCUGCCAGCAUCAUCCGCCACGAUGAAACGUCGGAGGAGAUUUGGGGUCCAGAAGGUGGAGGAAUGCGGGAUUUGGUUGGACACGGAGGAGCUGAAGAGAAAGAAAGUGAAGGCCCACUCCAUUGCGGAGUUUCUGAACCCUCUGUCCAGAAGCAAGUACAACAUAAACGUGGCUGUGAACUUCACCCAGACCACGUCACCCCAAAGGUGUGUCAAGCAGACAAGCGUCUCUUCCUUCUUCUUCCCAAAGUCCAAAGGUAAUCCCAGGAGUCAUCCCAGUGCAUCGAGCCUGCAGGCGGUGGACACUGCCUCGCCAUUCACAGCCACCACCGAGGAAGGAAGGCUUGCAGAUCAGCCUGAGCUGAUCAUUGACCCCGAUUCCCACGGAGGCAGCUUUGGCUGCCACAUUUUGGUGGAUGGGAGGGAGGUUGGUGCGGACACAGACCCAGACAUAGACACAGCCUCUCCUCGCAGCACUGCACACCUCAACACCGCAGUGACACAUGAAGAGAAGGCACCACCGCUAACACGGCACUCCUCUCACAAAGCUGCUGUCCAGAACUACAUUGACAGUGGCGUACAUGGGCUGCAGUCCAGAACUACAGGACAGACUGCUGCGUCCACUGAAGCUCCGAUUCUGCCUCCUGAUGACGGUACCCAGCCUGAUUUUACUCAGGAUUCACAAGGGAACAAAGUAAUCUCACACAGGGAGUCAGCAUGGUCGGCUGCUGAGAUUUACACACCAGCCCAGGGGGCCUGGUCUGAGGCUGACCCUGAUACACUGCGCACAGAACAUUUCCGAGCAGAGUCACUGGGCUUUCUCACCUCGACGCCGCAAACUACGAGCAGAGCGCCGGGGUUAUCGGAAAGGAAGGCAGUGUUUUCACCCAAGAGGCCGAACUCAGACCGGGACAAAGGUUCACCGCUGGACAACAAGGAAAACAUGAGUGGGCCUGCGUUGUCUGGUUUUGUGGGAACGAGGAAGAGUCGGCCAUCUUGGUCAAGGACCCUGUUGCCUCUGAGUCGCCUUUCCCCCCAGCAGUGUGCCAACGUACCCCGCGACGUGCCACUGGACUUCAAGGGGUUGAGCAGUGACCAUUGCGAGCUGUCGAUGUUGUUCAGCCAAGAUUCACAGGGCAACCGGGUCAUCUGCCACCGCGGUGUGAACGGCAGGAGAAGGGAGGGGGCCGGCCCCUCAUCCCAGGGCCACAAGGGGGGCAAUGGUCGUCCGCUCAUUCCAAUGUCUCCUUCAAACCGUGGUCUGUGUAAAUCACCCCAGGCUGAGCACCAUGCCUCCGCCUCCUUCUCUCUGCUGUUUACGCAGGACUCUGACGGCCGAGCUGUCAUCAAGCACAGUUCAAGGGCAACAAGCUGAUUCUUGCUCUGCUUGUGGCUCAUUGUUUUUCUCCUCGCCCUGACGGUAAAUGUAAAAGUUAAAAGGAAUAAAGAUAAUUUUGGUAUUGCUA
This is a messenger RNA of Amblyraja radiata (thorny skate), 1597 nucleotides long. RefSeq names its product aurora kinase A and ninein interacting protein (gene aunip). The record is from RefSeq and is a predicted model, not a curated record. Gene Ontology annotation, biological process: spindle organization. The transcript is spliced from 4 exons. Gene Ontology annotation, cellular component: centrosome; spindle pole. The coding region runs from base 154 to 1506 and encodes 450 amino acids. NCBI's taxonomy places the organism in Eukaryota, Metazoa, Chordata, Chondrichthyes, Rajiformes, Rajidae.